AAUAAGGACCAGGGACCACUUGAGAAGCUGUUUUUGGAGGAACACAACGCGCCAGGACACAACGCGCCAGGACACCCGAUAAACAAUGGGUAACGGAGUCACGACCGUCACCUGCGAUGCAAGCAACACAAUCAACUGCUCCCUCUCCGCUGGAUGCGCAGAGAGUUUGCUGUACGACUCAACUACCUUGGCCAUGGUCCUGGCCGUCAUGCCAACCAUUCUUACCUUCGGCCUGGUCGGGAAUGUGGCCUUCCUGUUCGUCAUGACGAGGGUUCGUUCCAUGCGAACCGUGACCAACGCCUACCUGACGAACCUCGCCGUAGCGGACAUCCUGUUCCUGGCCGUCGCGGUGGGAGACAAGCUGACCCGAUACCUUAUCACCCCGAUCCCGGCAGACCAAACCCACUUCGGAGUGGCCGGAUGCAUCAGCCUCAACCUCCUCCAGCACCUCUUCAACUGGGUCUCCAUCUUCCUCGUCACUCUUGUCACUCUGGAGAGGUACUACGGCGUGUGCCACCCUCUCAAGCACAUGGUCUUGCACACCUUCUCACGCACCUGGAAGCUGAUUGCCGGUGCCUGGAUGCUAGCGCUAGUACUGUCAGCUGUCGUGGUACCCAUUCAUUAUCGCAUUCUGCACCUUUGCAUUGUCUGGCCUGAGGAUUCGAAGUACUCUGGCUAUCCGGCUGCACUCGGCCAGUGUGCAGCCGUCCCUGGCAACGACGAUUGGGUAGGGGUGUUCUCCAACCUCUUCCAGACCAUCCCCUUCUUCUUCGCCAUGGCCAUCAACUGCUUCGCAUACACUGGGAUCAUCCGAGCGCUCAAGGGCAGGUCUGGGACCAUCAAGCUGUCUCGAGAGGCGAUCCUGAAGAACAACCGCAUGUGUAACCAGGUCUCCGUCAUGCUCAUAGCCAACGGGUUAUCUUUCUUCGGAUGCGUGGCGCCGUUCCAGUUGCUCUGUGUGGCCAGUGCUAUCAGUGAUCUGAGCGGCAACAACAUUGGCUUUGGAAGUUUCGUGCACGUUGCUCGAAUCAUGCUGUACCUCAACUCGGCAGUCAAUCCGUACAUCUACAACGUCACCAAUGCGUCCUACCGGCAGUCGUUCAGGGACGCCUUUCUGGGACGAGCGUCGAGUCGCGCGUCUGCCCAACGCAGAUAUCUGAGCGACUCCAGAGCACGGAGCGGGAAUGGGCCCUCCCAGGAUGGCAACAGCGUGCAGAUGUCAAGAGCAGAUGUAACUGGCGCCACCUAUUGAUGGGUCCUUUGCUCGGAAGUGUUGGAGUCCUUACAUGUCCUUACAAUCUCAAAUCAUCCAGUCCGAUUAAUAACCUGAGUGCCCUUAUUGUUCAUCCCCGUCACUAUAAACCUUUGUGACCGAAUGUAAUACUGUGGGGUGAAAUCACUUGUAAUAUGUGACGGGAUUGUUAUGGGCUCGAGUACAACACUGAUUGCGUGGUUGGGUUAAAAGAGAGGUUUCAUUGGCUGGCAAGCUUCAGCUACUUGAAUUAUGGUUCGCACGUAGAUUAGCAGCUAUAGAUUGUA
Messenger RNA from Patiria miniata (bat star), 1539 nucleotides. Its product is annotated as thyrotropin-releasing hormone receptor-like. Gene Ontology annotation, biological process: G protein-coupled receptor signaling pathway. The coding region runs from base 86 to 1252 and encodes 388 amino acids. The transcript has a single exon. Gene Ontology annotation, cellular component: plasma membrane. Gene Ontology annotation, molecular function: G protein-coupled receptor activity. Lineage: Eukaryota; Metazoa; Echinodermata; Asteroidea; Valvatida; Asterinidae. The record is from RefSeq and is a predicted model, not a curated record.